Messenger RNA from Closterium sp. Naga37s-1, 1941 nucleotides. NCBI's taxonomy places the organism in Eukaryota, Viridiplantae, Streptophyta, Zygnematophyceae, Desmidiales, Closteriaceae. The record is from the annotation of a GenBank genome assembly.
AUGAAUCCGGACGUUAAUUUGAGCAGGUGGGAGGACUCGGCCAACCGCAUGCGAGACAAGGCCCCCAAGGGGUGGUGGACGGGUUACAUUCUGCGGGUUACCACCCACCGCUGGUUCAACAGGACCGUUACGAACCGCAUCCAAUGGUGGCAUUGGAUGACCGUGAUUGCGCCGGACGACAUGCACAACGCGCACAAGGGGCUGGUGCUGUUUGUGAUCGGGUCGGGGUGGUCGCAGUUCCACUACCACCACGUGCCAGACAAGGACGAGAUGUUUACUGCUGCCUUCGCCCCUUUGGUAGUGGAGCUGGGGAUCCUGGGAGCAGUACUGCAUCAGCAGCCAAUGGAGCCAAUUUCAUUCUAUGUGGGGCCUCAUGGGCCGGGCAGUUUUAAGGACCUGGAAGAAGACGAGUUGAUGGCGUCCCAUGCCCAUCCCAUGCCCAUCCCAUGCCCAUCCCAUGCCCAUCCCAUGCCCAUCCCAUGCCCAUCCCAUGCCCAUCCCAUGCCCAUCCCAUGCCCAUCCCAUGCCCAUCCCAUGCCCAUCCCAUGCCCAUCCCAUGCCCAUCCCAUGCCCACCCCAUGCCCAUCCCAUGCCCAUCCCAUGCCCAUCCUAUGCCCAUCCCCUGCAUCUAUCCCAGUCUCCUUUGCCAUGGCGUUGGAGCAUCCGGAUGAGCUAGAGUGGCAGCUCUCAGUGCCCAUGGCCAAGUCCAUCGUGAGGGGAAUGGAUGCGCUGCAGCUCGCCUCCAGAGACAUCUUCCCCCACCUCCCGGUCAGUGCUGCCGCUCUGGUAGCUGCCUCUGUAGCUGUCGCUGCAACGUUCUCACCUGUGGAAGGCUUUGUGCUCAUGGGAGUGAGCAAGAGAGCACUGAUGGCAUGGGUGACAGCAGCUUUGGAUAAGAGGGUGGUGGGCAUGGUGGCGUACGGCUUUGACCUGCUGGACUUUGGGCGCAACGUGCAGCAUCUGCACGACUCAUUAGGCGCGUGGCCGGUCAUCCUCAAGUUCUACGCCACCUUUAACGUCACCUCCCAGCUGCAGUCGCCCCAGUUUCAAAGACUCACUGAGGACACGGACCCAUACUACUUCAAGGAGCGCCUCACCAUGCCCAAGCUGCUCGUCAGUGCUGCGAACGAUGAAGUACAUCUGGUGGAACGACAUGCCGAGCCAAAGCUGCUCAAGAUAAUGGCCAACUCGGAGCACGUCAACCAAUGGGCCAACCAAGCAACGCUCUCCUUCCUCGCCUCUCUCCUGCACGUCAACUCCUCCUGCGCCUCUCUCCCCGCCUCCUCCCGCCCCUCCCUCACCUGGACUCGCCCCUCCAACGCCCCCCCUUCUCCCCGCCGCCGCAAGCGCUUUGACAAAACGGAGGGCACGGGGCUGUUUGCGCGGGAGGAAAGGGAAACGGCAGAAAGGGAGACGGUAGAGGCUCAGACAGGAGGAACGCAAGGAGGGGGGGUGGUGGGAACAGAAGGAGAUGCGCUGACCAAUCAGGAGCAGCCACCGCAUCCCUGGAGCUGCGUGCCUGAGCUGCCAGCUGUCGACUGGCCACGGCUGAGGUGGCGGUUUGAUUGGUCCACGUUCACCAUUCAUGCCACGUCAGACAGGAAGCCACUGGCGGUUAGAGCAUGGACUGCCCGCACAGCCAGCGCACGGCGAGACUUUCGCUUCGUGGUACAGCGAGGCUCCAAGGGGUGGUCACGCCAUUCUUCCUCUGUUGCACCUGCUCGCCUCGCUCCCUUCAUCCUCCCCCCCCCACCCUCCCAACACAACACUCCCCCUCCCCUCAGCACGGCUCCAGUGCCAACGGUGCCGGGCACGUACGCAGGCAAGUUCGACCUGUGUGUGCAGGCCACGCCAUUCUUCCUGCACACCGUCUCGCCGCCCAAGCACCACCCCGAGGAUGGCUUGUGGCACUUCAGCUCCACCGUCUCCGACGUUCCCAAG